This is a messenger RNA of Calypte anna (Anna's hummingbird), 711 nucleotides long. RefSeq names its product TNF superfamily member 8 (gene TNFSF8). Gene Ontology annotation, cellular component: membrane. Lineage: Eukaryota; Metazoa; Chordata; Aves; Apodiformes; Trochilidae. Gene Ontology annotation, biological process: CD8-positive, alpha-beta T cell differentiation; immune response. The record is from RefSeq and is a predicted model, not a curated record. The transcript has 4 exons. The coding region runs from base 1 to 711 and encodes 236 amino acids. Gene Ontology annotation, molecular function: tumor necrosis factor receptor binding.
AUGUGCUCAGCACAAGAGCAAACACUUUUUCAAGUGAAGUACUCUCAUGACUCAGCCAUGCAUGAUAAUGAAGACACCAUUUCAAGGAGGCUUGGAGCCACUACCAAAACAUGUUCAUAUUUCAUCAUCGCUACUCUUGUUGUAUUGCUCAUCAUUGCAUUAGCCACCAUCAUGGUCUUGGCCUCUCAGAGGACGGCAACUCAUCCUGCCAAGGAGGGCAUUGCAAAGCCCAUCAGGACAGGGAACAUCUCUGAAGACUAUUUAGGUAUUCUACAGAAAGUGCCGUUUAAGACCUCCGCUGCGUACAUGAGAGUGUCCAGACCUGUAAACAGCUCCAAACUGAGCCUGGUCCAAAAGGGUAUUUGUGAAGACAUCCAAUGCAAGAGCCAAGAGCUGGUGAUAAAGAAUCAAGGCAUCUAUUUGAUUUUUUGCCACUUGAACUUCCAUUUUCCCAGCUGUUCAAACAGACCUAUCGACCUCAAGAUAGAUCUCCUCGUGAAUGACAAUGUCAGCAGGCAAACAUUAUUCACAUGGUGCACAGCAGAAAUGUGCCAGGAAAAGACUUUUAAGACCUUGUUCCAGCUCCAUUUGACACACCUCAAUGUGGAGGACCGCGUCUCAGUAACACUUAACCAUCCUAAAUUCUUGAAUGAUAUUUCUCUUCCCAAUGAAAAUGUUCUGGGGGUCUUUAGGUACAGUGAUGACAUGUGA